Messenger RNA from Apodemus sylvaticus (European woodmouse), 4532 nucleotides. RefSeq names its product DnaJ heat shock protein family (Hsp40) member C27 (gene Dnajc27). Gene Ontology annotation, molecular function: GTPase activity; GTP binding. Bases 199 to 1020 code for a protein of 273 amino acids. The transcript has 7 exons. NCBI's taxonomy places the organism in Eukaryota, Metazoa, Chordata, Mammalia, Rodentia, Muridae. The record is from RefSeq and is a predicted model, not a curated record.
ACUCCGCUCGCCCUCCGCGGCUCGCCGCUUCCCAACCGCCCGCGUCCGUCCGCGGCCAGGCAGCGGCGGCGAUGGCGAGCCGCGGAGCCAGGGUGGUGACGAGCGCAGCGGCUCCGUCAUUGGGCGAGGAGGCCUGAGGGACGGGCUGGCUGGGUGCAUAAGGACACCAGAACCCGCGGCCCCGGCAGAGCGAGGGUGAUGGAGUCCAACGUGCCGAAGCGGAAGGAGCCCGCCAAGUCCCUCCGCAUCAAAGUCAUCUCCAUGGGCAACGCCGAAGUGGGCAAAAGCUGCAUUAUAAAGCGCUACUGUGAGAAGAGAUUUGUGUCUAAAUACCUGGCAACCAUCGGGAUUGACUAUGGAGUCACCAAGGUCCAAGUCAGAGACAGAGAAAUCAAAGUUAACAUCUUCGACAUGGCUGGACAUCCCUUCUUCUUUGAGGUCCGAAAUGAGUUUUACAAGGACACACAAGGUGUGAUACUGGUCUACGACGUUGGGCAGAAAGACUCAUUUGAUGCUCUUGACUCAUGGCUGGCAGAAAUGAAGCAGGAGCUGGGGCCUCACGGGAACAUGGACAGUGUUGUCUUUGUUGUUUGUGCCAACAAGAUCGACUGCUCCAAACACCGCUGCAUUGACGAAAGUGAGGGGCGUCUCUGGGCGGAAAGCAAAGGGUUCCUGUACUUUGAAACAUCAGCACAGACUGGAGAGGGAAUCAACGAGAUGUUCCAGACCUUUUACAUGUCCAUAGUUGACUUGUGUGAAAAUGGUGGGAAGCGUCCUGCCACAAAUAGCAGUGCUAGUUUCACCAAAGAACAAGCAGACACCAUUCGCCGAAUCCGAAGUAGUAAGGACAGCUGGGAGAUGCUGGGAGUCAGACCCGGGGCCUCAAGGGAGGAAGUUAAUAAGGCCUACCGGAAGCUGGCCGUGCUGCUUCACCCAGACAAGUGCGUAGCACCUGGCAGUGAAGAUGCCUUCAAAGCAGUUGUGAAUGCCCGGACAGCCCUUCUGAAAAACAUCAAGUAGAGGCAGAGGAAACUACAAGCGAGCUCAAGUGCAAACAGACUCCCCUUGAGGUGAAAUGGAGUUUCCUUCACAAAUGCUGACUGUUCUGUUCUCUCGUGUGUAAGUUAAUAGGGUGCCUGUUACCGUGUUAUGGCCAUUUCUCGGUGAGAUGACCACUUUUGUGUGAGAGGUAGCCCUGCAUCUCUUAUGCACUUCAUUUCUUAUUGCCAGAUAACUGGGUGUUUGUCAUUAUGCCAUCUCUAUGCAUUCACCAUGACUGUGGCUCACCUGAGCUUCCUCCCAGCCCACGGCCGUCAGAGAAGGGGGUGACAACAGAGCAGUGGGCACCCAGCCCCUGGGAGCCUUGCCUCCCGCUGAGCAGCUUUUUGCUUAGUAUUUUAAUCAUCGGCCUAUAUAGUUAGUAGCCAGUCAUGGUGGCAUGUGCCUGUAAUCCCAGCACUCAAGAGGGUGAGGCAGGAGGAUUGUGAGUUUGAGGCCAGUCUGAAUUGGAUUACUUGGCAAGACUUUCAAAGAAAAACAGGCACCCUGUAGAAGGAUGUGCUGUGAGCUGACCCUGUUUCUUGUCUACCUGCCCUUUUAGGACACGGACUCUGCUCUUUCUCCAGCCACCAGGGGGAGAUAAGCCAGUGCUAAGAAAGAGGCAGUGCCAGCCACAGGAGCGGGAGGACCUGAAGCUCAUCCUGGGUCCCAGGUCUUUGAUCUACCCUAGAAAUAGUUGCUAGCAGCAAGCAGCAGGGAAUGCAGUGUCCCCGGGAGUGAGGGGUCAGAACCUAGAACAGAGGCUCUUAGAGGGCGCACUGUAGGUUACUCGGGAGUGUGCGCUCAACUCAGUCAUGCCAUACAGAUGGAAAGGCCAACCUCGCCUUUCCUGAGCACUAGAAGGAGCCCUGCAUAAGACUUGUCCCAGUCCUCAGUCCUCACCACAGGUGGUGGGAGAGGCCAGCCUGUCCUCCUCUUCCUUCUGCACUCUUCUUCUGCACUCGAGUUAAUCUGCUUCUUCUCUCGCCCCACCCUGCUGUUCCCUCCCACAGCUGCCAUUGCCUUUCUUUUUGAAUCCCUGGCAUUGCCCUGGGCUUGGCUGACUUGAAGUAAGCAGGAUCCAUUUGGGGCACAGUGGGACAUCUUGGGCCUGUGUGGGGCAGAAUCCCUACAGUUUCUGCUUGGACUCCACAUUUCUGAAUAGUGUUUUUAAACUACAAGUAUGGAAGCUCAUGUUGCAUAGACAAGCCUUCCUUGUGCUGCCUUGUCCCUGUCUGGCCCAGAGGGCUGGACGGAGCCGACGGAGCUGGUGGAGGAGCUGGGCUCACGACAGCCCUAGGGAAGCAGGCUCGCUGCUCCACUCCCGUCGUCCCUCUGAACUGUGCUUCUCUUAUUUUGAGCUGCACCUGUGCUACCUGGGACUUGAAGGAUGGCUUUUCAAAACCUAUUCCAUAAUGGUUGCCAGACAGCAUCCCUCCUACGUAAGAAGACAAGCUCUUGUCUUCCUGUCUAAAUCCGUGCAGUCUUCUGGGUUUUUCCCCUUUCUCCAGAGUAGCCUCACUUUGCAUGCCUGUUCUCUGCUUCUCUGAGCUUUAAAAUGUUGUUCUUAAUGAACUCAGAUCUGUAUAAAAAAAGAUAACGAGAUCUGGUAUAUGGCUUUAUGGCUUUUUCUGGACCUUGAAUUAGUUUCUGAGAUGAUUGAACGCCACCUCGGAGUUCUGCCUGAGGCUCCCCUCAUACCUAAGGUAUCUGAUUGUCCAACUGCUCUUGGAACAGAAAGUGGGAGUGGUGAGGAGGAUGUGGCGCUGUCAGCCCGAGUGUGGGGCCCAGGAGAGUGUGGGGCCCAGGUGGGGCCCAGGCUUCGUGCAGUGAGCAGCUACAGCAGGGCACUUUACUGUGACUUGUUGAAGGGUAGUCUGAACUUGAGUCUUAGAUCUUGAGACUCUGUUUCUGACAUCUUAGUUACUGACAUUUAGGGUGGCUGCAUAGUAUCUUAUUUAUGUAAUGGUAAUGAAAUGAAAAAGUGAAGCCUCGGGGUCCCAGAAUUUUUCUGAUUUCCACAAUCCAUCACAGAGCACUAAGAAACUACAAGGCAUGCCUCAGAAUGAAGAGUAUUUUGAAUCCUGGCUUUGUCGUCUGUACCGACCUCUGCAUUCAUUUAAAUUCUUGGUGCAGGUGUGUGCUUUGUCCUUUGACAUUUUGAAAACUAUUUGCACAGUUAAGGUCUUAGAACAUCAGCAGGAGUCGCAACUCAGUCAUUUCAGUGGCUGAAAUUUUUUAUAAAGAACCUUGCUUCUCCCUCCAUCCCCCCCCCCCCCCCCCCCGAUAAAAUAUUUAAACAAUUGUUUUUUUAAAAAGCUGUGUCUUUCUCCAUCUGAGUCUCCAACCAGUGUCACCUCUUCUCCUUGUUGGGAAUCCCUGGAGGCAUUUCAGAGUCAGUCUUCCAGCCUUGGCAAGCACUUUAGAGCACCCUCCCCUGGUGUCUGUGUCCUCCUCCUGUGCCUCCUUGGGACCUGCUAGUCUUCACUCUCAGAAUCUUACUUAAGCACUGCCACUUUAUUUUUCCAUUUAAAUGUGUCUGUGGCUUUACCAGCCUGUUGUUAACUUACGAGUCCAGAUGUUGAAGAUAAGAUUGCUGUCCUUCUAUACACUGUACACCAUUCUUUAAGGCUUGUAUUUACCUCAGGAAAUGUAUUCUAGUAUCUUCUCACCGAUUGAAAUCUCAAGUGAUAAAUACUUCUUUGUACCUGCAAAAUGGUACCUAAUUCUGUCUUAGUUCAGCGAGCCAUAGGUCAGGCAGCUAGAUGGUCAGCGAGCCAUAGGUCGGGUAGCUAAAUGGCCGAAAGCUCGUCAGAGUAGAACAAGGAGCUCCUGCCAGACUGAGUCAGGGACAAGUGGCAGGAGGACAGAGAGAUUGCCAUCCGAAGCUAGGAAGCUAGGAGCUAUCGUAUUGCUUCUAGCGAUGACGGUGCUCCCUUCCAGGGCAGCUCAGUAGGUUCUGGAAAGAUCCUUCUCUCACCCUGCCACCAUGGACUAAGUCCCCAGCGUUUUUUAUAAAACUUCCGAAGAUGAAUUUAGUUGCAAAAUCAAGCUAAGCAAUUUCCACUGCAGGCUUUGCAAGCAAAGAACUAUUCAUCCUUCUCAUCCUGGUGCUGAGCACGAUUUUAGAUAUGGUAGUGCCCCUUGGACAUUGAUUGCUCCACAAACUGUCCCUGGGGAGGAUGAAUGUGUUUACUUGUGGUACGGGCACGCAGUGGGUCUGUGUCUUAACACAGUGCGGUGCUGGGCAGUCUGGUAAAGGCCCUUGGUGAAAGGCUGUUACUGAAGAGGUGGACAGUUUGGGUUAGGGCCUGCGCUGAUUUCUCCCUGCACAUUCUUUUCCUUGACUGUGAAUGCUCUUACAGGUAAUUUACAUAUUUGCUUUCUGUUGAAAUAACUGAAAGUGUUAAAUCUAUCAGUCGUUUAUGUCUUGUAUACAGAGUGUCAUAUGUAUUUAAGUUGUGUAUUUUUAUAGAGUAAAGUCAAAUAGCAAA